Acomys russatus (golden spiny mouse) is the source of this 1589-nucleotide messenger RNA. RefSeq names its product relA-associated inhibitor-like. The coding region runs from base 518 to 1258 and encodes 246 amino acids. NCBI's taxonomy places the organism in Eukaryota, Metazoa, Chordata, Mammalia, Rodentia, Muridae. The record is from RefSeq and is a predicted model, not a curated record. The transcript has a single exon.
AGACCGCCGCCCGCUACCUCACAGUGGCCUCUGGCUAAUAGAAGGCCGAGAAGGGCGGAGAAAGAGGCGUGGCCCCGCCGCGGGAAGAAGGCCCGCUCAGACGCGCUUGUGGGUUUGGUGUGUUAGAACGCGGGCGGUGAUGUCAUUGGCAACCAAUCAAAAACUUAAAAGUGCCAGCCCGGGCCCGCGCGGAGCAGCAGCUCUCUAUUUACAAGUAAACCCAGGCGGCAGGACGCGGUUAACCCUUCCCGGGACUGAAGUGUCAAUGGCUUGCGCUGGCAGCUCCGGCUGAAACUGGUUCUUCCGACUCUCCCACGCCCCCUGGUGCGGACACAGGCCUCACGGCGUUUCCAUUCCACCUCUUGACUCCAGGGGGAGGCUCAGAAGGGUCUGUUCAACUUUCUUGAGGCCGGAGGCGAUUCGAAGCCGGGUCCCUCCAUGGUUAUAGCUGCGCCGCGCCGGACGUGAGCGGGUGCAGGGCCGGCCUCCCGGCAGCCCGGCUCGGCCCGGCCCGCAGAUGUCGCUGCCCCUCCGGCUGCCCUACUGCUCUCCCGCGCGGCGGCUGCGAGCGGUGUUCCUUUUCCCCUACUUCCGUGUCCCCGUUACUCCCCCGCCGUCCCCAGCCUGUUCGCAGGAGCUCGACCCCGAACCCGAAGGCGACAUCUGGGAGAGCUACGCAGAGGAGGAAGGCUGGCACUACGCGGGCUGCCACUGGGGGCGAGUGCUGAGCGGCCGCCUGGGCCCCGUCCCGAAGGGCUGGGCGUGGUCGGGCCCUCCGAGCGUCCCGCUAGCCCCACAACCCCGGUACCAGCCACAGCCACAGCCACAGCCACAGCCACAGCCACAGCCACAGCCACAGCCCACCGGGGCUCGGGCGCCUUCCCCCGCCACCUCCCCGGUCGCGGUGUCUUGGCGCUCGCAGUCCAUUCGCCCCGCGGUGCUGGGGCGCCGGCCCUCAGUGGCGCAGGGCCCUAGGCGAGCCAAGGGACGCCAGCCUGGAACAGCAAGCGCGGGCGGGAAGGAGCCCCAGCUCUGGUUGAACAGCCAAAAUGAGCGGCGGUUGAGGAGCAUGGAAGAGCCAAUACUAGGUCUCCCGGUUCCCCGAACUUUGCCCAUCAGGAGGGUCGCUGGUCGGGGCAUGUGUCCCGGGAAGAGAAGCGGGAAGCUGAACAAGCCUGCCACCGCCUCUCCAGAAAAAUAUCAGAGAAGCUGCAGAAGAGUGACCCUGGAAUUCAAAGGAGUGGAAAAGCCCAGAUGAACUAUGACGAAGAAGCAGCAAAGAAUACUAAAGCAAUAAAGAUUUUUUAUAUCUCCCUACCCCGUCCUAGCUAAGAGAGGAAGACCAAAAUGUGAAGUAAUUGAAGUGGAAUAAAACAUCAUCAGCUCUAUGGACGGUUCAGCUGUCCUUACUGAAGGGAGGUCUUUGAAGGCUUUAGACCCCAGACAUUCUUUCACCACUGAUGGAUGGAUCUAGGAUCAGAAGGUGUUCACCUUAGCUGGCUAGGUUCUGUCAACUGAGCGUGACUUCCAUGCAAGUGCACUCAGGUGUUACAAAAAAGAUUUUCUGUAGUUCCUUUCUAUCUACACAC